AUGACCCCAGUCACCGCGGAAAGGCUGCUGUCAGACUUAUCAACGCAACUGGAUCCUUUUAUCCGCUUUCUCAGUAUCGACUUGACCUCGGUCAUCCUAGAAGGAGUUUCAGACCAAGGAUGCCUGCGGGCUGUGGAACUCAUAGCAACGGGAACGAACACCUACAUCUGGUUACAACGGAUCCAAGAAAUUCAUCAAUGGACCAACCUGGCUUUGUGGGAGCAAGAUUGGCUUCGACGGACUGGACGCAAUAAGCCUACACCAUGCUCGGGGUCCCAUCGACUAGGCACCAUGACCACAUUCAUCCAGGAAGAGAAAUUAUCCGACAGUCACAAGACCAAGAAAGCACUGCAGCAUGGGCGCAGACUGAUACGAUUUGAAUAUGAACUUGGAGCUGGAAUUACGCUUCUUUUCAUACCAGUCCUUCCUGCUUUCCGUUGUUUGACCUUAGCUGAAGAAGCUAGGACAAUGGAGAUGCUGCGGGAUGGCGACUUUGCAAACAUCAUGUACCAGGCGCAAGUUCUGGCUUGCCUGAGGUUCAAUUAUCAACGCAUCCAUGGAAUUUAUCCC
Molecule: messenger RNA, 570 nt
Organism: Penicillium arizonense
Lineage: Eukaryota; Fungi; Ascomycota; Eurotiomycetes; Eurotiales; Aspergillaceae
Exons: 1
Source: RefSeq, a predicted model, not a curated record